Molecule: messenger RNA, 5397 nt
Organism: Gadus morhua (Atlantic cod)
Lineage: Eukaryota; Metazoa; Chordata; Actinopteri; Gadiformes; Gadidae
Gene: ezh2
Product: enhancer of zeste 2 polycomb repressive complex 2 subunit
Exons: 19
Coding region: 419-3010 (863 amino acids)
Biological process (GO): heterochromatin formation
Cellular component (GO): nucleus; ESC/E(Z) complex
Molecular function (GO): protein binding; histone H3K27 methyltransferase activity; chromatin binding
Source: RefSeq, a predicted model, not a curated record
UCUUGAAUCUGCUGCAGCCGAAGUGGGCGGUGAGUGCUACACGGACGGCGGUUUGAAUAGUUGCUGAGGCGGAAACAUCAAAACCGGACAAAUUAAUUACAAAAUUACAAAGUGAAAGUUGUGUCCGUCAUCGACACCGUUUGACACUGAACAUCACAUCCAUUCCCGGUCCCGGUCGGACUGGGGAAACGAGCGCCGUGAGUGCUGACAAGUAAAGCCGGUGUUGGUCUGUCGCUGGCGGCUUGCUGCCGGAGCUAAAGAGCUAGCGUGCUACGAGCUAGUGUGCUAACGUAGCAGCUAACCCGCUAACCACCCCCUGUCCCCGUGUAUACAAAGGACGUUUUUCUGCCCGUCCUGUAUCACAUCCACCCCGGGUCGCCCCGCUGAAUGAGGACCGGGCACCACUCUCAGGUCGACCAUGGUGCUGACAGGGAAACGCUCCGAGAAAGGCCCGGCCUGCUGGAAGAGGAGGGUCAAGUCUGAGUACAUGAGGCUGCGCCAGCUCAAACGCUUCCGCCGGGCGGAUGAGGUCAAGAGCAUGUUCAACACCAACCGGCAGAAGAUCAUGGAUCGGACGGACGUCCUGAACCAGGAGUGGAAGACCCGACGCAUCCAGCCCGCUCACGUGAUGACGGCGGUCAGCUCCCUGCGCGGGACCAGAGAGUGCACGGUGGACAGUGGCUUCUCCGAGUUCCCCAAGCAGGUGAUCCCUCUGAAGACCCUGAACGCUGUGGCCUCCGUACCAGUCAUGUACUCCUGGUCGCCACUGCAGCAGAACUUCAUGGUGGAAGAUGAGACGGUGCUCCACAACAUCCCCUACAUGGGGGACGAGAUCUUGGACCAGGACGGCACCUUCAUCGAGGAGCUCAUCAAGAACUACGACGGCAAGGUCCAUGGAGACCGAGAGUGCGGCUUCAUCAACGACGAGAUCUUCGUGGAGUUGGUGAGUGCUCUGACCCAGUACAGCGACAACGAGGAUGAGGAGGAUGAGGAAGAGCAGCCCGACUUCAAGGUGGAGAAGCUGGAGCUUUGUGAGAGCAAGGAGCAGCAGCAGCUGCCCCCCCCCGAGGAGCCCAGCAAAGACCCCCUGGUCACCACCGAGAAUCAUAGCAGCAGCAACGACAGCAGCAAGAAGUUCCCCUCAGACAAGAUCUUUGAAGCCAUCUCCGCCAUGUUCCCUGACAAAGGCUCCACCGAGGAACUCAAGGAGAAGUACAAGGAGCUGACUGAGCCCCAGCUCCCGGGGGCUUUGCCCCCAGAGUGCACGCCCAACAUCGACGGGCCCAACGCGCGCUCUGUGCAGCGCGAGCAGAGCCUGCACUCCUUCCACACACUCUUCUGCCGCCGCUGCUUCAAGUACGACUGCUUCCUCCACCGUGAGUCCUCACACUCCGAACACGCCCCCCAGCGGACAGACGAUCUGCCGCCCUGCCAGACGAUGGCGUUCCACGCCACGCCAAACACCUACAAGCGUAAGAACAUGGAGAGCCUGGUGGACAACAAGCCGUGCGGCAGCGACUGCUACAUGCACCUGGUGCAGGACGACGGCGUCCGGGAGUUCCCCGCCAUCAUGGCCCCGGAGGGGGAGGGGGGGGAGGAGGAGGCCGAGGAGGUGAAGAGCCCCUCCAAGCGCCCCGCUGCUGCCCGUCGCCGCGGGCGACCCAGCAGCCGGCCGGGCAGCCCGUCCGUCUCCUCGGAAACCAAAGACACGGACAGCGACGGCGAGGGCAGCAAGGACGGAGACGCGGUCGCCAACCAUGAGGAGGGCGCUGUCGUCAACAACCACGAUAACCAUGACAACCACGACAAACAUGACAAACAUGACAACCACGACAAACAUGACAACCACGACAAACACGAUAACCUCGACAACCAUGAUAACCACGACAACCAUGAUAACCCCGACAACCAUGAUAAACACGAUACCCACGACAACCACGACAACCAUAAAGAAGAUAAGGAUAAAAAAGCAAUGCAGACCAGCAGCUCAGAGGGGACCUCCCGCUCCCCGACCCCGGUCACGUUGAAGCUGACCUGCGAGCCGGAGCCGGUUGACUGGAGUGGUGCCGAGGCCUCCCUGUUCAGGGUGCUGAUCGGGACGUACUACGACAACUACUGCGCCAUCGCCCGGCUCAUCGGCACCAAGACCUGCAGACAGGUGUACGAGUUCAGGGUGAAGGAGUCGAGCAUCAUCGCCCGCGCGCCCACCGAGGACGAAGACGAGGACACGCCCCCCAGGAAGAAGAGGAAGAAGCACAGACUCUGGGCAACCCACUGCCGCAAGAUCCAGCUCAAGAAAGACGGCUCGUCCAAUCACGUGUACAACUACCAACCAUGUGACCACCCGAGGCAACCAUGUGACUCCUCCUGCCCCUGUGUCACAGCUCAGAACUUCUGUGAAAAGUUCUGCCAGUGCAGCUCUGAAUGUCAGAACCGGUUCCCGGGCUGCAGGUGUAAGGCCCAGUGCAACACCAAGCAGUGCCCGUGCUACCUGGCGGUCCGCGAGUGUGACCCCGACCUCUGUCUCACCUGCGGCGCGGCGGAGCACUGGGACAGCAAGAACGUCUCCUGCAAGAACUGCUCCAUCCAGAGAGGAGCCAAGAAGCACCUGCUGCUGGCUCCGUCAGAUGUGGCCGGCUGGGGCAUCUUCAUCAAGGAGCCGGUGCACAAGAACGAGUUCAUCUCCGAGUACUGUGGAGAGAUCAUCUCCCAGGACGAGGCGGACCGCAGAGGCAAGGUCUACGACAAGUACAUGUGCAGCUUCCUGUUCAACCUCAACAACGACUUUGUGGUCGACGCCACGAGGAAGGGCAACAAGAUCCGCUUCGCCAACCACUCUGUGAACCCCAACUGCUAUGCAAAAGUGAUGAUGGUGAACGGCGACCACAGGAUAGGAAUCUUCGCCAAGAGGGCCAUCCAGACCGGAGAGGAGCUGUUCUUCGACUACAGGUAUAGCCAGGCCGACGCCCUGAAGUACGUUGGGAUCGAACGGGAACUGGAGAUGGCCUAGAGCUACUACCUCCUGAGUCUGUUACACAAAGGCCUUACACACACACACACACACACUCACACUCACACACACUCAUACACACGCGCUCUCCCCCACAUACACAAACACACUGGCAGUCAAGUGGCCACUUCAGGAAACCAGAACAACUCCACCAACCAACUCAGUCAGAGUUUCAGGAAUUCUGGGACUUUUUGGAUCUGAACCGGAACUUCUUUUUUGUUUUUACUGUUGCCAUGGCAGGCAAGUUUUUUUUUUCUACUUCCCUUGUGUUGAUGUCUUCACAACCCUACCCUCAUCCCGCCACAGGCGGGAGAGGUUGGGAGUCAGAUUCCGCCUCGGCCCACGACUAAAAUGCUCCGACGGCCAUUUUUCUACUGCCGGGAAAACUUCCAAUGUCCUCCCAACGCCUCAGGGACCAAUCGACCAGCAGGAGGCUUCAGUCCGACCGGACAGACGCAGACCGGCAAGCCUGUCCAUCAUCGUCAUCACUACGUCUGUGCUUCUGUUCAUAAAGGAGGGAAUGGAGCUCAAACAGAACCCGCCCCCACCACCACGCUGCAUCCUGAUUGGUUGAAGGAUUGGUGCUGAUACCGGGAAGCAUCCAUGAGCUCUCCGGGCCGACAUAUCUUUCAGACGGCCCUGAUGAACACACAGACAUUCUCCUGUGAAGGCCCCCACCCCCCCGUCAGAGACCAGCGUGUCCUCGGCCUAAGUCGACCGUCGGCUCUCUGGGAGGUUCAUCCAAACGGCUGACCACCAGAUUAACCCAUCGGCUGGAGCCUCUGAGCCCGACGCCCUCUAGUGGCUGAACGCCUGCUGGUUCACCGGGGAACCCUGUGCUUCAGCACCCAGCUGCUCCUUCCUACUGCAGCGCUCAAACCUCUGGACCACUACUCUCUCACGACCCAGCCCUUCAGCGCGGUCAUUCCUCUCCAAACACCCAACCAAAUAAACAACGGAUAAUCUUCAGGUUGUAAUCAUCUCCUCUGGCUCAUUCUUGUCUUUUUACUGAACUGUAAGGUGACCCUCUACUGGUACAGCCCUGCGUCACAUGGACCGGCCCUAAGCUCCUCCCAGUCCUCCAUUCUGAUUGGCCAGCAGCUCGUUAGUUCACGUUAGUGUCUGCUUCUUAGAGUCCCGUUAAGGGGCAGCGUUUCAGGCCCCUCAGAUCAAACAAGCGGACGUGUGACACACUGGUCUUCUCAAACCAACGCAGAGGAAACGUCAUGAUUGUUGACGUUUCAACUGACCCGGCGUCGGUCCUCCGGUCAGUGCCAUGCAGACAUCAUGUAUUCUUGCAGUGUGGGGAAGCUGUGUGUGUACACACAGCCGACAGUCAACCUUUUGCCGUGCCUUGAGUCUCUGAAUGGACCACGAAGCAUGACCCUAUUCCAUAAUCAUGAAAAUAUUAAUAAAAAGAAGCCUAAGCUUAGGGAUGUGUUGUCAUUUUAGAUGUUCGCUUUUUGUGUUUUAGAGAUCUGCAACAAGGGGUUUCACAUGUGGUCAACGUAGAGGCUAGCAUUUUGAGUAGCGGUGGCUUUAAUCGGUUUGAGCCCCUAGUAACCAAUCAGCAGACUGCCUCGUGUGUGAUGUCCAAUCAGUUGAUCCGUACUCCUUCUUCCCUGAGCAUGCCUCCUAUCGUGUACAGGAGGUCAUACCCACCCUCUUACUGAUCAUGGGCUGUCCGGUAUCUGGUGCUUUAAACACAGAACCUGGUGCUUCUGAUUCCAGGGCUAGUGAAUGGCACCAGCCUUCCACUGACGCCCUCUCAGUCCGGUCUGCUGCCGAGCCGGGCCUUCCUCUGUUAGAGCGUUACGAUGUACUCAGUUCACCUGAAACCAGACUUCCUGUUCAGGACUCAUGUUACUUCUCGCUAAAAGGUUUUGGUCGGUUUCCGGAAAGGAUUAUUUCCUUUUUUUUUUUACAUGUGUACCGUUUUAUUUUCCUGUUAUUUAAGACGUUUGAUGUAAUUAUGAACCACGCCAUGUGCUCUGGAAUCAACUUCUAUGAAUAUUGGUUAUUAAUUAUCAUUAAUGUUCUUUGUCAGUUGUCUACCGUGGAGUCCUUUUUUCAAUAUAUCCAAUCUAGUCGUUACACCAGCUGGCAUUAUUACCACAGACUGAAGGGAUUUAGACAAUUAAACUGGCACCCAUCUGAACCAGCUAGCCCCGGACAUCGAUGAGGUUGGAGUAGAAGGCAUACGGGAUACAUACACUAUGGGGAACGAGUGUACACAAACCAGUUCAGCGUCCACAACCUCCAGCCGCUGCUCUUCUCAAACCCAUGUUCUCCACAGGUCUCCUUACCACAAAUAAAGGUGCUGAUUUUUGUAUUAUUUACCGACUCUUUGUUGUUCAACAUGAUGCAGAAUAAACUGUUGUAUACGG